Molecule: messenger RNA, 586 nt
Organism: Corticium candelabrum
Lineage: Eukaryota; Metazoa; Porifera; Homoscleromorpha; Homosclerophorida; Plakinidae
Product: polyadenylate-binding protein-interacting protein 2B-like
Exons: 2
Coding region: 59-397 (112 amino acids)
Source: RefSeq, a predicted model, not a curated record
ACCUAGCCUUAGGGUGCCUAUUGGUUCGAGAUUUGUGAGACAGUCUGCGAUUGACGAGAUGAGUGCAGAGACGACAGAGACUGAAACAACCACUUCAGAGAAGACGAGCCCGAAGGCGACCACCUCGGAGACGACCGCCAUUGACAAGAAGAUCGGCAAUGAAUUUGAGGAAUUUAUGUGGAUGGAAAACGAAGACAAAGUGAACUUGGAGUUCGAACAGCAGAUAUUAGAAGAAGAAAUUCAGGAGCUGGAGCUGGAAGAGAUGCUGGAGGAGGAAGAGGACUGUAUUGAAGGACGCCACCUCACCAACGCCGCUCUGAUGAGUAGCUCUCCAGUGGUGAAUGGAGUGACCGACAAACAGGAUCAGCCUGCAGAGUCAGAAAAAGAUGGGCUAUAAUUGCAUUAGUUGUAUUUGUCACUAGCUGGGAAGUCAUAUCACAACUGUCUUAGUCACAGCUAAACCACAUUGUGAGGCAGUUUUAGUGUCAUUUCAUUUACUAAUUUUUUAGAAGAUAACGAACGUACCGAAAUUGGAACUGGCUGACUGUGUAUAGCAUUUGUCUUAUCAAUAAUCUGAAAAUACUGA